AUGCCAGCAGCAGAUAAUUUUAACGACGAUGAACUCGUUGCGCCGAAAUGGUUAAAUAACGAUUUUCUAAAAGAAGUAAUACAGAGUUAUGAAAAAAAUAAAGACGUGAAGGUAACCAAUUUUAAACUUACUCCAGGCACUGUAAAAGGCGACCACUUUGCCAGUGUCAUGUUCAGAGCUCAUGUGGAUUAUAAGCUUAGACAUUCACGAUAUUCAAAAUCAGUAAUUAUCAAAACAAUGCCUGAAGUUCAGGGGCUUAAAAAGGAAAUGCUGGAGAAUUCACAUAUCUUUGAAACUGAAAUAAAAAUGUACACAGAAAUCUUACCAAAAUUGGAGAGUGUUCUACGUUCCAUUGGAGAUGAUACAAAAAUUGGACCUAACUGUUUGUAUUAUAGUCUACAACCUAGAAAAUGCAUUGUUUUGGAAGAUCUGGUGCCACUUGGAUACACCGUACAAAGAGAUCGUGACCUCAAAAUGGACGAAAUAAAAGAAGUCAUGCGGAAAUUGGCAGUUUUCCAUGCAAUUAGUUACUAUUUAAAUAAAAAGGAACCACAAAUCUUUGACACCCUACAAUACGGUUUUAUGAAUGAUCCUUCAAUCGCUGAAAACAGCUUCUUGACGGAUGGAAUAAAAAUUUUCAUAGAAGUACUGAAUGAAGUGCCAACUCUGCGCAAAUAUAAGCCAUAUUUUCAAGUUUUUCAAAAAGAGGUCUUUCAAAAAUGUGGUCAAUCAUUUAAUGAGUUUCGAGAAAAUCCACAGAAGUUCGUCCACAUUAUGUCAACAGCAGAAAAUUUUAACAAUGAUGAACUCGUUGCACCGCAAUGGUUAAAUAAAGAUUUUCUGAAAAAAGUGAUAGAUAAUUAUGAAAAAACCGAUGACGUGAAAAAACUGAUGAACAUAGGCAAAAUUAUGACGUCAAGAGAGCAUCGCAAGACCCAGCUUAUGAAUAAAGAAUUUUUGGAUGAACUUUAUCAACUAUUACCAAAAUACUUACACAGUGGAUAUUUUGAGGAUUUGAUAUAA
Teleopsis dalmanni is the source of this 1023-nucleotide messenger RNA. RefSeq lists its product as uncharacterized. Lineage: Eukaryota; Metazoa; Arthropoda; Insecta; Diptera; Diopsidae. The record is from RefSeq and is a predicted model, not a curated record. The transcript is spliced from 4 exons. The coding region runs from base 1 to 1023 and encodes 340 amino acids.